GAGCUCCGGCGUGGAGCUGCCCCCGCCCGGCUCCCGCCGCCGCCACCCCCGGCUCUCCCGGCUUCGCCUCAGGGCUUUCCCGCCCUCCGCCGCCGCCUCAGCGCGGGGGGCUGAGCGAGCGGCCCCUCUGCUCGUGGUAACGGGGCUGCUGGCACCGGGACCCGCCCCGGGGAUCCCCCUCAAGUCCCCAGCGGGACCCUCUCGGCUUUGGGAGCCACGCCUCGGCAUCUCCACGGACUUCAGUUUUUGGGAGGUUUGGUGGUCCCUGCCCCCAGCAUGUGGACCCAGGCAAUUAAAGCACAGUCCCAGGGUUCGGUGCCUGCCCAGGCAGUGCCACUCUGGGGUUCAGUGCAGGACUAAAUGGCGAGCAAAUGGACUGCUUGAAGCACUGGGUUUGAUUGCUUAACAGAAGGGGCUCUGCUGAGGAUACCCCACAGGAAUCUGUUGGGUAUCUCUGUCAUCCCAGACUCUUCCCUGAAAUGGAACAAAGUGAAGGUGAACAGGAAUCCCAGGCAGAGAGUCACGUGGAGAGCAAGAGCAGCGUGAAAGCCUUGCCUGGGGGAACAGCCCAUGUCAAACUAGAGAUAAAAAAACAUGCAGUUACAGACGACUACAAACUCUCCAAACGUGUGCUAGGGUUGGGAGUCAAUGGCAAAGUACUGGAGUGUUUCAACAAGGAGACAGGCCAGAAAUGUGCUUUGAAGCUCCUGUACGACAACCCCAAGGCCCGUCAGGAAGUCGAGUAUCACUGGCGAGCCUCGGGGUGCCCUCACAUUGUCCACGUCCUGGAUGUGUAUGAGAACAUCCACAAUGGAAAGAGAUGCCUGCUCAUUGUCAUGGAAUGCAUGGAAGGAGGAGAGCUGUUUAGCAGGAUCCAGGAGAGAGGAGACCAAGCUUUCACUGAGAGAGAGGCCUCUGAAAUAAUGAGAGACAUUGGGACAGCCAUCCAGUACCUGCACUCCAUGAACAUCGCACACAGAGAUGUCAAGCCUGAAAACCUGCUUUACACAUCCAAAGACAAAGAUACUGUGCUCAAACUCACAGACUUCGGCUUUGCCAAAGAAACCACUGUAAAUGCACUGCAGACCCCCUGUUACACUCCUUAUUAUGUGGCCCCAGAAGUCCUUGGUCCUGAGAAGUAUGACAAAUCAUGUGACAUGUGGUCAUUGGGUGUCAUCACAUAUAUUCUCCUGUGUGGGUUCCCUCCAUUCUACUCAAAGACCGGUCAAGCCAUUUCUCCAGGGAUGAAGAGAAGAAUUCGGAUGGGGCAGUAUGGAUUUCCCAAUCCAGAGUGGGCUGACGUAUCAGAGGAAGCCAAACAACUCAUUCGCCAUUUACUGAAGACUGACCCAACAGAGAGGAUGACAGUCUCUCAGUUUAUGAAUCACCCUUGGAUUAAUAGAUCAAUGUCAGUGCCACCAACUCCUCUUCACACUGCACGGGUCCUGCAAGAGGAUAAAGACCACUGGGAUGAAGUAAAAGAGGAGAUGACCAGUGCUCUGGCUACCAUGAGGGUGGACUACGAUCAGGUGAAAAUCAAAGACUUGAAAACGUCCAACAACCGCCUCCUGAACAAGCGCCGCAAGAAGCAGAAGCAGGCGGGCGCCUCCUCUGCAGCCCCGGGCUGCAACAACCAGUGAGGGCAGAAGCCAAGAGGGACCUGUGGGUGGAGGGUGAAAGUUAAACAGAGCAAUUUCAAAUCAUGUGAUCGCCUCAGACCACGCCACAAAGGCAAUGAGACCGUGAAGAUGCUAUCCUGCAGAGAGGGAACAGUGUGAUAACAUUUUGGUAGCUUGAAUCAGGGCUUUGCUUUUCAAGACUAAUGGAUCUGAUGUGAUUCUGUUGCAUAUUGCAAGGGAAGGUACAGUAAUGCCAGGAAUGUUACAGGUUUUUGGUUUGGUUUUAGCUGUGUAGGACAAGAGGAGAGAACAGGAGGCAGUCUCAGCACAUUAAUGCACUGAGGCUUUAACAGCCAUCUACAAGAGUAACUUCUGCUGCUGUUUUAAACUGGGGAAUAGGAAAGUGCCAAGUGUUCUGCUAAGAGUGUUUUAGUAGUUUAGUAGAAUUGGUAAUAGUCUAUAUAUUUCCAAACUUACCUCCUGUAGUUACAGAACAUCACCUAAACUGUAAACAGUUAUUCUUGUUACAGGAAAAAACAUCCAUGCAUUUCCAUUUCCAUAAAGUCUUCUGUGUAGUCUCAUGUGAAGAUUUGAGUUUGUCAUGGAUUCCCAUUUGAUAACAUAAAUUUUCUGAGCUGUA
This is a messenger RNA of Motacilla alba alba, 2259 nucleotides long. It is a transcript of the gene MAPKAPK3, whose product is annotated as MAPK activated protein kinase 3. Gene Ontology annotation, cellular component: nucleus; cytoplasm. Gene Ontology annotation, biological process: peptidyl-serine phosphorylation; toll-like receptor signaling pathway; intracellular signal transduction. The record is from RefSeq and is a predicted model, not a curated record. Lineage: Eukaryota; Metazoa; Chordata; Aves; Passeriformes; Motacillidae. Gene Ontology annotation, molecular function: ATP binding; calcium-dependent protein serine/threonine kinase activity; calcium/calmodulin-dependent protein kinase activity. Bases 480 to 1640 code for a protein of 386 amino acids. The transcript has 11 exons.